AGCCGGGAACGAAUGAUUGUCCGUGAGUCUGGGGUGUGUGAUCAAAUCUCCGCACCGCCUUCAGACGCUUUGCCCUCCCCAACGUGCUUUUCCUUUUCCCCUUCCUGUCGAUUUUUUUUGUCUUCCUUGUUAAUUCACUGGAAACGGAGCCUUAGCACAUCUACGAUGCAUUUUCUGAACUUCUCUAACAUUUUCUCUCCGGGUUAUUUAGCUUUUGAUCCAACUUCACCCUCUUGACCGCCAGCUUCCUUCCCCACGAGCAUACUGAAAAUCAACUUUGGUGAAACACACAUUUCGCCUUCCUUUCCUUUUUUUUUGAAGCAACCGAAGUCUGCGCACCACUCUCCAUAACUAAUGGAGGUGGCCGAAAGCAGGGAAACUACUUCGGUCGGCCCGCCAGCCGGGGCGGAGUCCACCGUCACCAAUGGCGAACACCACCUUCUUAUUGACCACGCACUCAUGGAAGAUGAUGAUGAUGAUGGACGGUCGAGUAGUCUAAGUGAAAUUGACGACGUCUCAGAGAAUAUGGUAUUUGACCUCGAAUCGCCUAAACCUGAGAAGAUCAUUGCGGAGAAUGAUUCGGAGGCGGAAACAGAGCGCAUCGAAGAUUCUCCAAAUCAUAUCCGCUUACGAAGAGACAUUGUUGUAAGCGCAACCAGUCACGGUCCGAGCCCCAGCAAGCUGGCCCAGUCCACAACGUACGAUGAAGUUGAAGACGAAGAUCAUCUACCGGACGAUUCACCUAGCAAGCCCCGUUUAAAAAAUAACCAGGUCCCUGACCUGGGUGAAGAGACGCCAGGGCCUGAGGACUCCGCGCUUUCAGAAGGCAUUGGAAAGAAACGUAAGCGGUCUGGCUCGACUGACGAGCUGGGCACGGAACUGGAUGAAGAGGAUGAGCCUCCUCAGAAGCGCCGCGGUUCCCUCAAAAGUGACCUGAGUGAUCCUCCCGCAGACGACAUUGUACUAACACCUGAGCCCAUCGAGGAGCCCAUUGAAGAGCCACCCAAGUCAAACGAAGAAGAGACCCCAGCGGAUGACAUCCCCGAGUCCGACUUGCCAGCCGCUCCUACCAGGGGAAGAAAGAGCAAGAAGGGAAAGCGAAAAGGUCGAAAAACGAGGGAUGCCGAUGAGGACGCCGACAUGGCUCUUGAAACUGGCGCGGAAGGCGGUGGGGAUGAUAUCCUCGGAGAUGAGGAGGCUGCCGAACGUGGAGAAGAAGGAGAUGAUGGUGAAGCAGCCGCCAAACUUGAGGAAGAAUCAGUGAAACGGGUAUCCGCGAUGGAGUCACUAGCUAUAUUAGAGCGGGAGUUUGCCGCCCUACGCGACAAGAUCUAUGAUGAGCGAGUCUCUAAACUCAAUCGCGAGCUUGAAAUGUUGAAUGGGCCCAAUCCGACGCAUCCCGAGUUCUUGCGUCAGUUGGAGUGUAUUCAACGGUAUCGUGACGCCAAGAUCCAAUACGAACAUACCUUGUAUCAAUACCGAUUCAAAGCUCUGGUGAACAAGAGCUUGGCCGAACGGGCGCAGGCACAUAGUACUUUUUUCCAGCGGAUUCGGGACGUUCGCGAAAAACAAUCGAGUAAUAUCAGCAAGCAGUUCUAUGCUAUCCAACAUGACCGCUUCAAGACGGAUGAAAUCAGCCCACAGCAUUAUAUCCCGUUCCCCACCCGCCGUUCGCAACAGAUUGCCAAUCAGACUGCCUACAAUCAAGAAGUAUCCAUUCUGGCUGGUGUUGCGAAAUAUGUCGGUUUCCCCGCUGCGCCUUCAUUGUCUGCUGCACGGCCAGCUGAACUCGAAGAUGACAUGGAAAAAAUGGGCAUCUCCAUUGAAACAAGACCUCCCAUCCCACACCAUCACUCGACAUUACCACGAGGCGCAAUGUCGUCUAUGUCGUCGAACGUUUUCCGCACCGCUGCAGAGGAGGCGUUCCUAGAACAGACGCCUUGGGCCAACCCACAGCAUCCAAUUCACCAUCAACAGCAUAUGCCGCAAAGACCUCAAAGCCGGGUCUUUGAGAACCCGCGGGCACCGGCGUACACCACACCAGCGGCUCAGAAACGAGUGGUGGACAUUCACGCUCCUAACGGGUCGGCAUCCACCAUCGCCGAAAACUCCUCGGCCAAUAACACACCCUAUGAUCACGAGCAGGCCACUCAGGGUGUCGGGCCGUAUGGGAAUCCCGAAUACGACGCAGACCGACGAUCCGGAUUCCGAUCGUUAAGCUCCUCCCCGCUAGAUGUGCGGAAAUCCCAUCCGUCCUCGUAUAACACCCUUGACAACCGAUCACCACCGCACCGGAAUGCCGGUUACUCACCGCCUCCCGCCCGAUUAGGGCUCUUCCAAUCGAAACGCGACUCAUCACCACCCCUAUCCUCCAAGCCAGUAAAUUCCAUUCAUCAUCAUGGAUCAACCGGAGUCUUAGGCGGCUCCGGCUCGAAUCGAAUGACAGCCCGAUAGAACCGAAAGAUUUCCACCGUCGUAACCCUUCCAUCCUCCUUUCUCUAUCACACCUCAUAACGUUUUCACAUAUUGUCUCCAUACCGGUUUGGAUAGUGCAUUGGGCCUCACGCGGUGUUGUAGAGUUGCUCUUCUAUCAUAUUCUUUUUCUUUCUCUUUUAUAAUGUAUGUACGGGUUGGCAUGUACGACUGGAAUCGAAACAGGGAUGAACUUCAAUCUCACUUACAGUACCCCUUCAUUUUCUCAUUUUCAAGUCUUCUCGACAUUUCCUUAUAUCUUGGUCUCGGCGAAUUGUGAAUAUGGGAUUCAAAUGGAUGCAUUGCUGGGCUUGCUUUUGUGUUGCUACCUUUGUAUAGCACAAUACCUAUCUACCUACCUAUCUAUACAUGCUCUGAUACAUAUAUUGGCUAUGAAGCCUUAUUUAUUCUAUCUCAGCUGGGUGCUCUUUCCUUAGAUU
Molecule: messenger RNA, 2912 nt
Organism: Aspergillus alliaceus
Lineage: Eukaryota; Fungi; Ascomycota; Eurotiomycetes; Eurotiales; Aspergillaceae
Exons: 4
Coding region: 355-2454 (699 amino acids)
Biological process (GO): negative regulation of transcription by RNA polymerase II
Cellular component (GO): Sin3-type complex
Molecular function (GO): histone deacetylase binding
Source: RefSeq, a predicted model, not a curated record